UAGUGUUUUUAGGUUUCGUUCUUUGUUGGUCAGAACAACGUCACGAUCUCUCCAAAGAUCUCUCUCUCUCUCUCUCUCUCUCUCUCUCGUGCUGCCAUUGUCACUCUGGUCUCAAGAAUAGAAUCAUCUGUCUCUGUGGCUUCUGAGUAGACAAAAAAGAAAAGAAAAAGAGGGCAAUAAUAUCAUCUCUCUCUUGUUGAUUCUGCUUCAUGCCCAUUCUUCUGUGUUAAAGAGAACGUAAGUACUGUCUCUGAUCUAACGGCAAACAUAAAGAAAACGAGGCGGAAACAAUGUUGGCGUCGAUGAGGCAAGGGGAGGAAGCGAUAGUGCCGAGUGUGGACGACACAGAGAGUGAUCAGAUCAACACUAACCAUGUCGGAAAAGACGAAGAGAUCUCUUCCUCCGGCGGUUUCAGCUUCAGGACUUUCCUCUGGCACGGUGGCUCCGUCUGGGACGCCUGGUUUAGCUGCGCCUCUAACCAGGUCGCGCAAGUGCUGUUGACAUUGCCGUACUCGUUCAGUCAACUUGGGAUGUUGUCGGGAAUAGUUCUCCAGAUCUUCUAUGGAUUGCUCGGAAGCUGGACUGCGUAUCUCAUCAGUGUUCUCUACGUCGAGUACCGAAGUCGUAAGGAGAAAGAGGGCAAAAGCUUCAAGAACCACGUCAUUCAGUGGUUCGAAGUGUUAGAUGGAUUAUUGGGUCCAUAUUGGAAAGCAGUGGGACUUGCCUUCAAUUGUACUUUCCUCUUGUUCGGAUCUGUCAUACAACUCAUAGCUUGUGCAAGUAACAUAUACUACAUAAACGACAGUUUGGACAAGCGUACAUGGACGUACAUAUUCGGCGCGUGUUGUGCAACCACCGUAUUUAUACCGUCGUUCCACAACUACCGUAUUUGGUCGUUCCUCGGCCUCGGCAUGACCACUUACACUGCUUGGUACCUCGCCAUCGCCGCCCUCAUCCACGGCCAGGGUGAAGGGGUCACACACUCUGGUCCAACAAAGCUAGUGCUUUAUUUUACCGGAGCCACCAACAUCUUGUACACGUUUGGCGGACACGCAGUUACAGUAGAGAUAAUGCAUGCGAUGUGGAAACCCCAGAAGUUCAAGUACAUAUACUUGCUCGCAACGCUUUACGUAUUUACACUAACGAUUCCGUCAGCUGCCGCCGUUUACUGGGCGUUUGGCGACGAGCUUCUCGACCACUCCAACGCCUUCUCCCUCCUUCCUCGCACUGGAUGGCGUGACGCCGCCGUUAUCCUCAUGCUCAUCCACCAGUUCAUAACGUUCGGGUUCGCGUGCACGCCGCUGUACUUUGUGUGGGAGAAGGUGAUAGGAAUGCACGACACGAAGAGCAUGUGCUUGAGGGCAGUGGCUCGUCUGCCGGUGGUGAUUCCGAUAUGGUUCUUAGCCAUUGUCUUCCCUUUCUUCGGUCCCAUCAACUCUGCCGUUGGGGCCCUUCUCGUUAGCUUCACGGUCUAUAUCAUCCCUGCCCUCGCCCACAUUCUCACCUUCCGCUCUGCCUCCGCUCGUCGGAAUGCGGCGGAGAAGCCGCCGAGGUUCAUGCCGAGUUGGACAGCGAUGUACGUAAUGAAUGGGAUAAUAGUGGUGUGGGUGCUGGUCGUGGGAUUUGGGUUCGGAGGAUGGGCAAGCGUCACUAACUUCGUCAGGCAAAUCGACACUUUCGGCCUCUUUGCAAAGUGUUACCAAUGCAAACCACCGGCUCCUCCUCCCGGCUCGGCCGUACACCACCACGCCCAUUGACAGUUUUGACGAAGCAUGCCGAAAUGCCCUAAUUAUGUUUACGUGAAGGGAUGAUGAUUGCGUACUCGUCCCUUUGUAUGGGAUGAUGAUUGCGUGCUAAGGUCUUCAUUCUUUUUUCUUUUUUAGGGUUUUGUAAUCUCUCUCUUAGCUGAUUAAGAUAGUUGAUAAUAUGGUGAGUUGAUGAUGGCUUGUGAUGCUUUCUUUGGUAAUGAAAAAAAAUACAGGCUAAAAUCCAUUAUCAUUUUAUCCGUUC
Molecule: messenger RNA, 2010 nt
Organism: Tarenaya hassleriana
Lineage: Eukaryota; Viridiplantae; Streptophyta; Magnoliopsida; Brassicales; Cleomaceae
Product: auxin transporter protein 1-like
Exons: 9
Coding region: 291-1757 (488 amino acids)
Cellular component (GO): plasma membrane
Source: RefSeq, a predicted model, not a curated record